UGGUUCGCAGAACGUGUCGAUCGUAUUAUCCUCCUAUUUGAUGCACAUAAAUUGGAUAUCUCCGAUGAAUUCAAACGUUGUAUCGAAGCACUCAGCGGAAAUGAAGAUAAGAUCCGCAUUGUUCUCAAUAAAUCCGACAUGGUCGAUCAUCAGCAAUUGAUGCGUGUAUACGGUGCCUUAAUGUGGUCUCUAGGAAAAGUUUUCAAGACUCCUGAAGUUUCACGAGUCUAUAUCGGAACCUUCUGGGAUCAUCCACUUCACUAUGAUAUCAACAGGUUAGUAUAG
This is a messenger RNA of Cylicostephanus goldi, 285 nucleotides long. The record is from the annotation of a GenBank genome assembly. Lineage: Eukaryota; Metazoa; Nematoda; Chromadorea; Rhabditida; Strongylidae.